Messenger RNA from Dunckerocampus dactyliophorus (ringed pipefish), 3212 nucleotides. RefSeq names its product progestin and adipoQ receptor family member VII, a (gene paqr7a). The transcript is spliced from 3 exons. The coding region runs from base 334 to 1398 and encodes 354 amino acids. The record is from RefSeq and is a predicted model, not a curated record. Lineage: Eukaryota; Metazoa; Chordata; Actinopteri; Syngnathiformes; Syngnathidae. Gene Ontology annotation, molecular function: nuclear steroid receptor activity; steroid binding. Gene Ontology annotation, biological process: response to steroid hormone. Gene Ontology annotation, cellular component: plasma membrane.
AAGGCAUCGCACCAGCAUUGUUCCCGACGUCUUAAGGGAGCGUCCCAGGUCACCGGAGGUUGACGGCGAGGACCACCGUCACGAUGAUGCCCAGCAGUAUGAGGAACGGCAGCCAAGUUUUCAGGAAGCCCGCGCAGCUGCACCAGGACAUUUCGCCGCACUUCCGGUUUAGUUCGUUCACGGACUUGACGUUCCAAACGACUCAUCUGUUGCAUAUUUCUCAUCUGGGCGAGGAAGAGCGAGCAGGAGGUUGUUUUCUGCUACAGCGAGAGCAAGAAACGCGGCCAACACGUCCUGUCUGAAGCAAGUUUCCCAAGUCCACUUCCUGCCGGUAUGACGACCAUUGUGAUGGACCGAAUCUGCCGCCUCUUCAUCAGCCUGCAGCAGAUCAAGGAGGUCCCUCGCAUGCUGACCGAGGCGGCGCCGUCCGUCCCCGGCACGGUGCGGGACACCGAGGUCCCUCAAUUCUUCCGGGAGCGCUUCGUCUGCACAGGCUACCGUCCUCUCCAUCAGCGGUGGCGCUACUACUUCCUGUCCAUUUUCCAGCGUCACAACGAAACGGUCAACAUCUGGACUCACCUGCUGGCCCUCUUGGUUCUUUUGGUGAAGCUGUGCCAAGUGGCCGAGACGGUGGACUUUGCCGGGGACCGUCACUCGUGGCCGCUGUUGGUCCUCAUCGUGUCAGCCAUCAACUACACGGCUUGGAGCGUGAUGGCUCAUCUGCUUGGCGGUAAGUCGGAGCUGUGUCACUACGCCUUCUUCUUCUUGGACUACGUAGGGGUGGCGCAGUACCAGUAUGGCAGUGUUGUGGUGCACUAUUACUACACCAUAGAGGAAGACUUCUACUCACAAGUGCAUGCCAUCUUCAUCCCUGUGGCGGUGCUCCUCAGUUGGUGCUCGUGCCUGGGCUGCUGCUACGGUAAAUAUUGUAACCACUUCCUACCCGCUUGGGUGCGUAAAGUUGGCCAGGUGACGCCCUCCUCCCUCGCCUACAUGUGGGACAUCAGCCCUGUCAUGCACAGACUUCUCUUCAAGCCCGGGGGUCUAGACGACCCCGCCGCCAUGUACCACCUUGGUCACAUCGGCUUCUUCAUCAGCUGCGCCUUUUUCUUCGCCUUCCCCGUGCUGGAACGCUGCUUGCCCGGACGCUGUGACAUCUUGGGGCAAAGCCAUCAGCUCUUCCACGUGCUGCUCUCCUGCUGCACCAUGUUUCAGAUUCACGCCUCCCACCUGGACUACGUGGCCCGCAGGGAGCUGUACGUGCGGCUCCACGGGAGCGGCGACGCUGCUCUCCUGGUGGGCCUCUACAUGCUCACGGUGCUCGUGUGCCUACUCAUUGCUGCUGUCAUGCUCAGGAAAGCCAAAAGCUUGCUUGACUGCCAGGCCAAGUUGAAAUGAAAGAUUAAUUCCAUUGCAGAAGUUUAGGGAAAAUCUCCUAAUUUGCACUUAAACGUCAUUUUUUAAGAGCAGCAUUGUUGUUUUUGAAUAGUAUUACUUGUACAAUCAUUAGGUACACCUGCACAAUCUACUGAGGUCCACAAUUGAAAAUGUCUGCCUUUACAAAGUAUCACUAAACAUUACAGUUAAGCACUGUAAAAUACAACUAAAUAAAACUACAGUAAUGUAAAACUACUCACCGACCUUCGUUUUGCAGAGCAACACUGUCCUCUAGUGGUGUUUUAUAGGUAUUGCAGAAAGCGUGUGUCUGCCAGCAACCGCAGUUGUCAUUUUUGGCUCUAUGGUUACCAUCACCCUUCACCCUUGUGGAGUUGAAUCCCGUCGAUGCCAGCUGACACGAUGAUGGUUUGGGUUUGAACUGCGAAGUCUGUUGGACAUUUGAAAAUUGUAGUUCAAUCCAAACCAACACAUCAGGUGCAGCUUUGUAAAGGCAAACUUCCUGAUGCAGCUCUACAGUAUAUUGGAUCUCAUUAGAUGCACUUCAUCAUGUGGCCGCUGUGUGUAUUUGUCACCAACGCUGUCGACACAGUACUUGCAUUAUUUUAAAUUAUAAUAUGUUCUUAUUUAAAGCGCUUAUUUAAAGCGAUUGUCAGACGGUAGAUGACAGUAACAUUGAGACUACUGUACUUAACAUGGGACCUAAUGUUGAUUAAUUAUAACUGAAGCCAUGUUAUGAUAUUGCGUUUUUAAGAUGCCAGAAAGUGGGAUUCUGUGCCUUUCAUAGUACAGGUAAUUUUACAUAGAUUUUAAUACAUUUUGGAUAUCAAUGCUCUGGAAGGGGUUGCCCAUGUUUUAAUGCUGUAGUGUUUUGAUGUGCCUUUUAAAUGGGGCCAAAUAUAUGCCAUAAAAAGUGCACAAAAAAAAACAGCGAAAAAAAAGUCUGGUCUGAGACACAGUUGCAGACGUGAGAGCUUGCAAAGUAAGUUUUUUUUUGUUACCAUACUGUGCCGCAACACUUGAUAGCUAAGUGUUCAACAGCAGUAUAGCCCCAGGAUCCUUCAAAACACUGGUAUAUUUUACCAAAUGUGAUUUAAAUGCCUCCACUGUUGUAUAACAGGUAAACCUGCCUUGCAGUCUCUUAUGUUGACUUUUGUUACAGCAACACCUUCUUUGUUGUGGUAAAAACUCGCCAGAAUCAGUGAAAUAACUGUCAUAUUUUUGCACCCUUUAAGGGCAAUUCUCAUGUGAUGGGGCUGUGCAAUAAUAGGUUAAAAGAAUGCAUUUGAUGCUAUAAUCGUUGCAAUAUAUGCAGUGCCGAGAGCACACACGGGACAUCUGAUUGGCUGCCUCUCGAUGGCGGUCUCACACUGCUUGUUUGGUCUCCAUAGCAGCCUUUUAAGCCAAUGUUCCAGUCUGCAGGACCCUAAUCUGCUAUUUGCAUAUGGACACACUGUCAUGUUUUAGUGAUUAGCACUAAUGUGUGAAUGUCUAGCUAGGACACUUAAUUUGGUGGAAAACAAUUUGUGUGUUUGUUCUUGUUUGCAAGUGUACUUAUGUCUAAGGGUAUUCCAAGAAAUGUGGCAUUUAUGCGAGGAUAAGUGUGAUGCUUUUUGUAUAUUUUAAUACUUGCCACAUUCUCUCAUUUUAUUGCAAAGAUGCCUGAAAGAAAAUGUUUGAAUUAUGAAGGCACUGCUGUGUGAUUCCGUGUUAAAGUUGAGUUGUUUAUGAUGCCCCCUUGGGCGACCUACUGUGCCUCUUUGCUGCCUCCUAGUGGCGGUGCUAUUCGUACAUUUCAACUAAAUAAAAGCCUGGGA